Grus americana (Whooping crane) is the source of this 1334-nucleotide messenger RNA. RefSeq names its product N-acylethanolamine acid amidase (gene NAAA). Gene Ontology annotation, cellular component: lysosome. Gene Ontology annotation, molecular function: fatty acid amide hydrolase activity. Lineage: Eukaryota; Metazoa; Chordata; Aves; Gruiformes; Gruidae. Gene Ontology annotation, biological process: fatty acid metabolic process. The record is from RefSeq and is a predicted model, not a curated record. Bases 255 to 1328 code for a protein of 357 amino acids. The transcript is spliced from 10 exons.
GCUGCUACCCGUUCCCGAUGUGGGCGGCCGUGCGCACGGGGUGAUGCCGCUCGGUUUCUCUGAGGCGAUGAGACGCCUUUCCCCCGGGGCACGCGGCGGACGGCCGUUAGGCGCCGCGCGGACGGCCGUUACGCCUUGGGGCGGGCGCGCGGAGGAGGGCGGUCCCCGCUCGCGGCGGCCCUUCUCCUUGGGCCGGCCCUGCCCCUGGGGGGAGGCCGCGGUGCCCGCCUGGAACCGGGCUGCUCGCCAGCGCCAUGGGGCCGGCAGCGGCGCGGGGGUGCCGGCUGUGGGGGCUGCUGGGGCUGCUGUGCGCGGCCAUAGCGGCGGCCCCGGCUCGCCCCGCGGCGGCCCCGCUGCUGUGCAACGUGAGCCUGGACAGCCCCGCCGAGGAGCGGUGGCUGCCGGUGCUGCGGCACUUCGAUCCCGUCUUCCUGCGCGCCGCCGUCGCACGGAUCAUCGAUGAAAGCGUACCCAAAUGGGUCCACGAAGUUAUUCGGCCGAUAGCAGCGGAAUUGGAGUUCCUUAUGCCGCAACCCUUUGUGGGGGAAAUCCUGGGACUGUGCGAAGCACUGGGAAUAAGUCUUGGAGAUGGAGUUCUGCUUAACUUUGCCUACGAAUCUACUGCGUUCUGUACUAGUAUUGUCGCUCAGGAUGACAAAGGAAACAUUUACCACGGUCGGAACCUGGAUUACGGUUUUGUCGAUAUAUUAAGCAAGAUUACAAUUGAUGUGCGCUUUAUAAAAAGCGGGCAGAUAGCGUAUCAAGGCACCACGUUUCUUGGUUACGUAGGCUUAUGGACUGGACAAAGUCCGCACAAGUUCACAGUCUCCGGUGAUGAACGAGAGGGUGGUAGGUGGUGGGAAAAUGCAAUAGCUGCUUUUCUGAAUCGGAAUUACCCCGUCAGCUGGCUUGUCCGAGACACCCUGAGCAGAGCAGAGGACUUUCAGUCAGCUGUUCUCAGACUAGCGGGCGUUCCCAUCAUUGCUGAAGUUUACUAUAUUGUAGGAGGUGUAUCGCCCAAAGAAGGCAUGGUCAUAACGAGGAACAGAAGAGGGCCAGCAGAUCUCUGGCCUCUUGAUCCUUUAGGUGGAGCGUGGUUUCGUGUGGAGACAAAUUAUGACCAUUGGACUACUCCUCCUCCUUUUGACGAUCGAAGAACUCCAGCCAUCAAAGCUCUCAAUGCUACCGGACAGCAGAACAUCAAUUUUGAUACGCUCUUUAAGGUGUUGUCAGUGAAGCCAGUCUUAAACAAUAACACCGUGUACACGACAGUAAUGAGCGCUGCGCUUCCAGAUAAGUACCAGACAUGGAUCAGAACUGUGAAGUGAAGAGGU